UGUUGUCAAGUAGAUUAUUGCGAUAGUAGCAGCUAGCCUGUGGAGACUCACCAUGUACCGUGGUAAAAUGUUGUCGUCACAUGUGGUGUUGUUGAUGUUGUUGUUGUGUCUCAGCUACGGUAGGGGGUUGUCAAUUCCUGUCACACCAUCACCACAACCCACAGACUGUGAGGGUCUGACGAACCCGGGGUUAAAUGACCCAUGCCAGACAUGCACAUGUGUGGACGGUCAGUUCGAGUGUAUGGUAAUGUGUUGUGCGGCACCUGAGUGUGUGGACAGUGUUAAAUCGCCUGGAGCUUGCUGUCCAUACUGCCCCAAUGGUCCCAACUGUAGAAUAGAGGGCGAGAUAGUUUCAGCUUCCAGCACGGUUACCGUCCCUGGCAAAGGACAAUGUAUGUGUGGUCCUCCCGGUGAUGGGGGACCUGAACAAUUUUGUUUCAACUAGCCUCACCCAG
Physella acuta is the source of this 455-nucleotide messenger RNA. RefSeq names its product von Willebrand factor C domain-containing protein 2-like. Gene Ontology annotation, molecular function: protein binding. Gene Ontology annotation, cellular component: AMPA glutamate receptor complex. Gene Ontology annotation, biological process: negative regulation of BMP signaling pathway. NCBI's taxonomy places the organism in Eukaryota, Metazoa, Mollusca, Gastropoda, Physidae. The record is from RefSeq and is a predicted model, not a curated record.